Molecule: messenger RNA, 756 nt
Organism: Paramecium pentaurelia
Lineage: Eukaryota; Ciliophora; Oligohymenophorea; Peniculida; Parameciidae
Source: the annotation of a GenBank genome assembly
AUGGGAAAUGAAUGUAAACAAUGUACACAGGAUGUUCAAUCGAUCAGCAUUCCAACUUAAUAAAACAUUAUAACUUAAUCUCAUUAAUAUAGCUUUGGAAUGAACUAACUUGACAAUGAUAUUAAUUUUGAGUUCUCCAGUAUUGAUAUUCCAACUGUUCCAUAAUUUGGUUUUGAAUAAUAAAAAAUUAAAGCUGAUCUAUUUCCCCCUUAAGCUUUAAGAGUUGUUACUGAAGAUUCAAAUAUGUCAUUGUUAGAUUGUGAAGAAACAGUGGAGUAAUAAAUCAAGGAAGAUAUUGACUGUGCUAAGUAGAUCAAGAGAUUCUAAAGUCAAGAGGAUUAUUAUAAUGCUUAAUAAUCAAAUAGAAUGAGAUAUAUGAACGGAAGUAAUUUGACAGCUUCAUCAGAAGCACAAAUCUAAUAAUAAUAACAAUCUUAAAGAUCUAUUCAGAAAUAAAGAUAAUUAGUAUGGGAUUGUAGAACUAUAAAUAAAGAAUUACAAUAAAAGAAAAAAGAUAACUCAAACUCAAUGAAUCAUUUAAUACAAACUGAUUAAUAGGGUCUUACUGGUAGAGAGAAACCAAAGAGGAAAACACAUACACCAUAUUAAUUUAAUAAACAAAGUGAAGAACAAAAUCAAACAAAACUAAAUGAAAAAAAAAAUUUUCAUCCUAAACCUAAAAAAGAUGAAUUUGUUUAAUAGAAAGCUAAAUAUCUAUAGCAAUCACAAAGCAGUGAGUUUUUUAAAUAUAAUUGA